AUGAUCGACUUCCUUGGGCGCCCACCGUAUGCGUUUGCCAUUCUCUCACAUACGUGGAAUAGCGAAGAAGUUACCUUCCAGGCUUUCCACCACCAUGCCACGCGCGCCGUAGCCAAAGGCUGGACUAAGAUCGAGCAGACGUGCCUUGAAGCCCAGCGGUGCGGCUUCAAUUAUGUUUGGAUCGACUCAUGCUGUAUAGACAAAACCAACAAUGCUGAGCUGACCGAGUCCAUCAACUCCAUGUUUCAGUGGUAUAGCGAUGCUGCCCUCUGUUUAGUCUACCUGUCCGAUUACGAUAAUUCCGCCUCCUCGAGCGACCGGAACGCAAUGUUGCGCGGUGCCCGCUGGUUUAAGCGCGGAUGGACACUGCAGGAAAUUGUAGCGUCGCGAACCGUACACUUCUACGACCAUGCCUGGCGUUGCUUCGGCACGCAAGAAACACUACGAGACGAGCUGGCGUCCAUUACGGGCAUCGACGCAGGCUUCCUUUCGCCGCCGCAGCAGCCAGGGGCUUUGGAAAUCCGUGACCUUCUCGACGCUUUACCAGUUGGUCGACGCAUGGCGUGGGCUGCAGGCCGACAGACCACCAAACCCGAAGACAUGGCGUAUUGUUUAAUCGGGCUGUUCGAUGUCAGCAUGCCCAUGCUGUAUGGCGAGGGUGCUGAGAAGGCAUUCUUUCGCCUACAAGAAGAGAUUAUUCAUAACAGCAACGACCUUAGUCUCUUCGCGUGGACGGCAGCUAACGGAUCAUCCACCUAUCGCGGCAUACUGGCUCGCAGCCCGGACGAGUUCGCGAGCCUUGGCAAUCUUGUGCUCGAGCAGGACCUCAGGUUCAACCCAGACUAUUCGAUGUCGAAUAAAGGCCUGCGGAUUGUCACCUUCCUGAAACCCACUGAAGACUCAGAAGAUGUCAUCAUGCCGCUACAUUGUUACACUGCUGAAGUUCAAGGAAAGAGAAAAGUACACCUCGGAGUAAUUCUCAAACAUGAAGGCGCCAGUUCAUAUGUUCGCGCAAGACCUCAUAUGCUUGGCGAGUUGAUAACGCCGACUUCCACCGCCGGUGGGAAUAGUAUCUUCGUCGCCAAAUAUGUGCGGAAGGCGGUCGCCACUGGCACACUCAACGGCGCCAGCAGGACUCCUAAUGCCUUCUACUUCACCAUCCCAAGCGUCAACGCUCCGAUCCGGUCCAAGCGCCACAAGACCGUGAGGCUGCUCGAAGUCGAGCCUAGGGAGCUCUGGGAUGCCCAGAACAACGUCUUUCUUACGCGUGGUUUGCGGAACUUUACCGCAUUUCUCAGGUUCCACGUAAACUCAGACGUAAGUUCAGACCGCACGGGCGAGAUCGUGUUGAUAUGUGGCUUUGCUGAGAAUGUCUCCCCGUGGGUCUUGUUGGACGACCAAUUUGGCGAGCUGUUUCGGGCUGCACUACACAAGGACUUUCAGACGAUGGGCAAGAUCGGUGUGAAAGGACUAAGCUUUAGAAAUCGGAGCCAAACCAUGUAUGCGGUCACUUCUGGUGCUGGUGGAAGGUCAAGACUUGUGAAGGUCCAUCUGCAGUGUGAUCAGGCGGUCCACAACAAAGAAUUGACUUUGAAGUUGGACCUCGAAUUCCACUAA
Molecule: messenger RNA, 1617 nt
Organism: Alternaria viburni
Lineage: Eukaryota; Fungi; Ascomycota; Dothideomycetes; Pleosporales; Pleosporaceae
Exons: 1
Coding region: 1-1617 (538 amino acids)
Source: RefSeq, a predicted model, not a curated record